AUGCUUCAAUCUGUUUAUCUUACUCCAGGUGAUAGCGAGUUGGCUGACAUGGGUGUUCUUCGAAGUCACCGAUACGAGUUCAAGAUAACGCACCGCAUCACCAGUCCAGUUGAUGAGAAGUCACAAUCGGGACAUGUAAUUCAAGGAAAAGCCAUCAUCUCUGGUGGGACAGAAUGCACUUAUGUUCUCAAGGUCGUUCGUAAAACGUCUAACUUUCAUAAUCAUACCAGCCUUUACAAAAUCCAGCUUGAAGAUGUAGAGGCCGUGGAGUUGAAAUCGGACGGAUCCCAGGUCCUCCAAGAAGAAACUGCACGUAUUCUUCAAGAAAGAGUUGCCUUUUUCGGUUACGACAACGGGAAAGUAACCGGCUAUUGCCCCUCAGAAAACGAAGAUCCGUUUGCAUGGAACGUGAAGGCAGCCAUACUUUCCCACCUCCAACUAGGUUUCGAGUCGACUAAUCUGCCUUCUGAGACCAUUGAGGUAAGGCCAAAAUACCUGACUAUUCCUGACGAAAAUUAUGCAAGCCCACCUCAACAAGUAUUUUUCGUUAAGGAGGACGUUUCAGGGAAGUGCAUAACCCGGUUUGAAGUAACGGAGGCAACUAACGAAGCAAUUUCAUUCAGAAAACGCAAACCUACAGCCGGCUGCUCCAAUAAAUACGACUACAUCACACGUUUUGAUGGUGUUGCAGAUGACAUACCAUUGACAUCAUCAAGGAAUAAAAUGGUGGACGGUCAGCAGGAAUGUGAAGUUCGAUUUAGGUUUAAAAAACCAAUUUCCAAAGUCACCUGCAACGAGACAAUUUUAAUAAAAAGCUUUGUGGAUCAACGCUGGGAGAAACUCAAUACAAUCGAAGUGAAAACAAAGUUGACACUCAUUUCUUCUGCGUCAGGAGGAACCCCUUCAUUCGUGAGAGGCAUUAUCCUUUCCUUAAAAUUGAAUAACCCACCCUCAGGCAGCUUUUCACGAUUUUCUAUCACUUUGCUCAUUUUUAUAGAAGGAACCGACACCUUCCUCCGUACCACCCUCCGCCAUCGCGAGAACUACGCGUUGGAAGUUCCGGACAAGACGGUGACCAAAGAGAGAGCCAUGAACCUACUCAACGCAGUGUCCUCGGAAAAGCACAUUCCCAGUACCCAAGAUUUUCUCAUGCUAGUCAACCUAAUGCAAAAACUGUCACAAGAUUACGAAGCGUUCAAAGAAUUUUCCUACAGUGAACAGGCCAUGUAUGUCCCCCUCAAAAUUUUCCUCAUGAGCCUUCUUUACGAUGCUGCAACAUAUGCCCAAACGGAAGCAUCAAUGGAAUUCCUCGGUUGGUGUAUCGAUGCAACGAAAUCCAAUUUUCCGAUUGCCCACAUGAGUCUCAUAGCAAAUCCGUCGCUUCCAUUCAUCAAAAAAGCAACGGAAGUUCUCGCUAGAUCUGACCACAAGACAUUUACAAUGGUGGUAUCAAACCUCCUGCAAGCCUUCUGCAACUCUCAUCCAAACUGUGCCACGGAGAAAGAUGUGAAGGAAGUUUUGAAGAAUCUUGAAAACGAAUUAGGCAGCAAUUGCCGUUAUUCUGGUGCAAGUGGAAUGGAGAAGGUCAUCAAUUCGCUGAGAUCUAUAGCGAAUCUUGGCUUCGUUAGCGACCCGCCCAAAGUCUAUCCAGUGUUGAAGGAGUGUCUGAAACGCCACCCAGCAAGGGACCUCGUCAUCCGUGCGUCUGCAGCUGAGGCCUUCCGGAGAUUCAGUGAGGAUUCAGAAGUUGACGAAAUCCUGUGGAGUGUUAUCACGGAUACGGACGAAGAUGUGGAGGUGAGAAUCCAAGCCUAUCGAUCAUGGGCUCGUUCCUUUACGCACCAAAAGCUCUUGAUGCUGAAAUUCCUUAAUACGGAGCCUAACAAACAGGUCAAAUCUUUUAUCUUGAGUCAUCUGCAUGAAGUCAGAGUCUCCAACGAUCGGUUUAAAGAGGCAGACUCUCUCCAGCUGGCAAAUGCAGAUGCUAAUCUGACCAAGAUGAUAGAUGCCUAUGAACCUAAUCCUUUCGUACUGUCCACCUACAAGGAGAAAUUCAUUUCCGGCUGGCAGGUAGGUCGGCAAAUUGCGUUUCAACACAAGUUCCAGUAUGGUGGAGGUGUGGAUGCUGCGGUGGUCUACGGCCCACAGAGCCCGAUUCCACGUUCCAUUAACCUCAACUUCACGCUUAAUGUUCUGGGCCACUCAUUCAAUGUUCUCGAGAUCGGUUACCGCUCGGUUUACUCGAAAGGUAUAAACCGUUAUAUUCAAGGACUCCAAAGAAAACGUCCCAUGCCGUCAAUCACUGAACAAGAGGGUCAAGUUAACGCCUUCCCCAACAUUAAUGCCAAGUUUGCCGACGAACCAAUGCUUGACACCAAAUCGAGACUUUCACUGCGAAUGUUCGGUCGUGAUCUUGCCUACCAUGAGGACAUUGAAAGUACAGAUCAACUGGCAAGGCUCCUUGAAACUCGCCAGUCCCUCAUUGCGCUCAAUGAGACGUUCGCACUUCCGACAAUCGGUGGACUCAUCGUGCAGUGCAGACAAACCCUGGCCACCCAUCAGGACGUUGUUUAUUUUGAUGGACGAAGCACGAAGUAUGGUGUGAAGAUUGCUUUCGAUGCAGUGCAUUCGUUCAAAGUAUCCCUCAACUCACCUAAGGGACCCUUGGGUUACAUCACUGACGACAAGUGGGAGGCGAACGCCCAGCUCCUGUUCACGCUCGACGUCUUGGACAGGAUAAGGGAGCUCACCGGAUUUGAAGCCGGCAUCCACGGCAUGGAUCCCAAGGUGACAGCCUUUAAAACCAGCCAAAACGGUUUUUGCAACUGUAGUCGAUCAGUGCGGGGGGUUUCACCAAGCGGCGAAAGUCCCGCUCUCCUCCCGGAAGGACAACCUGAGACCCUGGGCGCCUCCCCAGCCAUUCUCGAGACGCUGCUCGGCCUUAAGGCGAAAGUUAACGCCCUCCGUCACCAGCCGUCUGGCCUUCUCACUGGCUACUCUUUGGAGGUGGAUCGCUUCGAUGGACUGUUUGUCAGCUUUCAAAGAGAAAAACCGGGUUUUUCGAACAUGUUCCAGUCAGUAAAAUUUGAGGUUAAGCGCUACCAGGAAAAAAGACGAAGCUUCACAACGGAUGAGGAACUUAUCAAGUUGAAUUAUCUCACCAGAGUUCUAAAAAGUGGUCGAUUUACUUUGGUGACGGUCAAAAUGCCCUGGAAUAGUACAUACAGAUGUUCAGUCAACUACAACACCGAAGGGGAUUUUACAGGCGAGGUGACCAUUGGCAAAUGGGAGGCCAACAUAACCGGAGAUUUCAAGUCAACGGGACCCUCGGAUUAUGAGCUCUCUGCUCAACUUAUCAGUGAUGAAAUCAGUCUGUCAGCGAAACAGCAAACAAAAACUGGAAAGCGCUAUGUACUCGCAGUGGAAUCAACGGGCAAAAUACUGCCGCUGACGUUUACAUCAACGACAGAGUUUGUAACUCCAAAACAAAUGAAGCACUCAGGUGAAAUUCAGCUGACCUCAUCGAAGGAGAAGAUUUGCUUUGAGACACAGCUAAACUGGACCCCUCGACACUAUCAUGGACUGUUAAGUCUUGCAACGGGCAAGGGACGUUCUCAGAACAAGUGGAUGGGUGAAUUCGCAGCAAUAAAUCAUGUCGGCGAAUCGUCACUUCCUCCGGUUGCAACUCUUUAUAACUAUUCCUUCUUUUCAAUCGUCGAAAAAGACCAGGCUGCUGAUCGCCCCGUGCCCUGGAGAGUCGGUUCGGCAGCCACUUUAGCGUCUAACGCCAGUUCGUCCUGGAGACUGGACACUAGACACUGGCUUAAUUCGUAUGAAGCAGAGAUAUGCUACGGCGCCCAGCAUCACCUCAAGGCCUCCAAUCAAAAGACUUAUGCGCUUAAUGUGACGUUUAAGGAAAACAAGACGGUCCUGCUGACCACGGUAGCGCAAAUGUCUAUGGAUCCAUUCAGUAUUGUCAAAGGCAGUUUUAAUGCAAGCCUCAGACAUUAUCUUGUGUGUAAGGGCGUUCCAGGAAGCCUAAAUGUCGUUUUCGUGAAUCUUUUGCCCGAAAUUUCAUUGCAUGGUGAAGUACUUUGCGGAAGUGAUUGGUUGUACAAAGUUAAAGCAAUCUCCAACUUCCUCAAGUCUCAUAACACGAUUCAUCUGAUUAUGGCUCGAGGUGCCGACGUUCGCAUCGAAUCUCCAUACGUAUUUCGCGUAUCAGAUGGCAAAAUAAUGCUACUAACAAACUCAACUGUUUUUCUUGGAACAAAAGAACUCUAUCACGCUUUUACAAACUCAAAUUUCAGUUUCUUGAAGUUCGAAAAUAGUGCAGUUGUCAAAAGAGUUUCCGACGGUCAGGUGAUAGCUUCGGCUGAGUUGGAUGUGGCGGGACUUACAGCGUCACCUCCACAGUUUAAUUUAAUAAUCGAUCUGCCAGCUCUGGGGAGCGGAUUUUUCCUUAGCUCUGGACUUAUGAUAAGUCACAGCCUAGAACGCAUUCUUCUCGAUGCUAGAACGAUUGUGAACACGGGUGUUACGAAACGUGGGUUUGAAGCUUUCCUUUCUUGUCAUAAAAGAGGUAUUUCCGUUGCUUUUAAUGGCUCAGUGCAUGGACUGACAGCCAAUAAACCGGCAACUUUGAGUUUUGACGUCCAAAGGAGUCCCAAGGGUUAUGACCAGGCGAGUUUAUUCCUUCGAACACACUUGGAGGAUGAAAUAGUACUUAAAGCAACCAAAGAUAAAGAAGAGGAACGCCUCGCUGGAGAGUUGUCUCUCUUGUGCUCCCUCCAUCCAGGUUCCCCAACGAAAACCUUCACAGGAUUCUUAUAUAAGACUCAGAUAUCCUGGGCUUUCACAGAUGAGCUCUUUAAAGUUGAACAACAUGGAGAGUGGAAUGGGAAGCGGGCUGUGCCACCAGGGAUGCCAUUCCGUUACGGAAUCACACAUAGCCUUCACCCCGAUAGAAAUGGUGGCGAGAUUCACAUCUUUGGCGAAGAUACUAACAUGGGUAAGGCCGUCGGUAUGGAGAUGCUUGAAGGAUUAUAUGAAUAUGUGCUGGAAGAACCCACAAAGCCGUCGUGGGGAAUGGAAAGCAAUAUACUACUCAACUGGAGACGGUACCUUGGAAGAGGCGUGAUUGGUUCACAAGCUACCAUAAAGGCAAAAAUGGACAAAGGACUGAAAGAUGGGAGUUUUGACAUAACAUGCACGCUGCCCGACGCCGAACAAACAGUUGCAGAACUAAGCGGGAAGUUUCAAGUCAUUGGCAACGAACUUAAAGUAACAACACAAGGUCUGUAUGGAAAUGAACAGGUACAUCAGGCAGAACUGGAAGUGAAGUCUAGCAAACACGCGUUGGAAGUGGAGAUAAAAGUGGAUGUUGCCCCGCUAUUUCUCGAAGCGGAGUUCGAAAGUCGUUUUACUUCAGAACCCUCUACAAGUAUUGAAGUGGAAGUCAGUCAAAAAGGAAAAAAAAUAUGGAUAACAGAAUUAAACGCCUCAAAGAAUCAACGGCCGAAAUUUGUUCUCCUUUUUGAACCUCUGGCUGUUUCGAGUGGUUUGAAAAAGGUGAACGUAAGCUUGGAAAGUCCAAUUAAACCAGUGGAUAUGAGCAUCUGUAACUUUGCUGUACAAGGUCACUUUAAGACGGAACCAGUUCUUGCUGAUUGCGAUUUUAAUCUGCAGAUUAAAAACAGCGAGAAAACAAGCACGAAUCCAGAGGGAGGGAGCCAAUUAAUUAAAGUGGAUCUUCAAAUCAAUGACACAAAGGGUUUAGUACAUAGAGCCGAGGGCUUGUGGCGCCUAUUCAGGCAAAAUCCUAAACUGCCCUUCACUUUUGUCGCACGUGCAACCUUGGACUCUUCCCAUUUCCUGGAUGGACCUGUCACCAUUUCCGCUGAACACACCUGUGCACAAAGCCCAAAUGAACAAGAAGGUAUCACAUCCCUUCACAACAGCAGCCACGAUUCCGAUAUUGGCUGCGAAAAGCCAAGCGAAUGCACACUUGUAAUGGAGAACUCAAAGUCAGAAAAGAAUACCUUCACAAAUUUUGCUGCUUCCAUUAGUCGGACUUCGAUGAUGACAACGUCGUUUGAAAUCAACAUUGACAGAAAGCAUGCACUCGAAUUUCUUUUGACUCAAAAUGGUAAUUCAGUGGAGGGACUAAGAUUAAACCUUAAAAUAAAUGGUGAGGAGGUAGCAACGAUCGAGGGAGAGGGAAGUCUCAAUUUCGAUGACACCGGUUUCACCUUUACCCUGAACUCAAAAUUUGCAGCGCGAAGUCAUGCCAAUUCCUCUCUGAAGCUCACACUUCACAACCUUGUUCACCGGCGCGCAAUUGAUCUAGCACUAAGGUCAUCACUGAAAUCAUUCGGCGACCACAGGUUCAAAGUAAAGGCCAAUUUGGACUACUUAACUUGGGUUAUUGAUCCCAGGAGGAAGGAACAAGGUGCAGGACUUAAGACAUACCUUAUACAACUCGACGAUCAUGCAAUUGGUCUCGAAUUCACCGGCGCUUCCUCCUGUAUGUUUACAUGCAGUUUGCCCAGCCUAUCACUUCCAAUCGUGUUCCGCUUUGCCUAUGACCUAGACAAAGAUUCACGGCAGUCAUUAUUGCAGAUCCACAAACCAGUUGAAAUUGACAUCAGGGGCCUGCUUGGUUCCGCACCCGAGGCAUUCGUGGCACUGUCCAACAAGGCAGACAUCAUCAGUACCAUCGACAAUUUCAAACUCAGGGAUAUUCGAUACCCACGGAACACGGAGUUUUACAAAGGCGGAUGUGCUUCUCGUGAGCCUGACUGUUUUCUCAUUGUUCUCGGCACAAAUGUUAGCAGAGAGGCCCAGCAAAAACUCCUAUUCACUUUGGUUCUCCCAAAAGACGAGAAGUUUCAGUCAUUUAAUGUGGAACUUGACUUUGCAGAAAUGACACCCAGGGCCCUAAGAGUCACCUCGAGAGAUCGAGAAGUUGGAGUAGGCGUAUGGUUUGAUCGCAAAAAUCAAGUAUUUUUCACGGAGGUUGCCUGGGAUCGUCAGCGAGGAGGCGCUGUGGAAAUUUCCUGUGGUCGAAAUUUCUUUGCAUUGCGGCAUCCCAAACGACGUGUCGACAAAACCAUUGGUCACCCCGGAACCAUGGACUCUGGUGAUCGAGAUGCCAAAAGCUACCUGCAAGUUACUUUUAAAAACCCAAAUACGGUGGAAAUUAAGUCUAUCUUUCUAAAUGAGCCAAUAUCGAUGGUCUACGAAAAGGAGAUGUCUCGUCAAACUUGGAGUUUGCAUCGAGGAGCGUUUGGAAAGUUGUCAAAGGCUCUGGCUACAUUUUCAGUUACCGGCGAAACCGUAAACCAAUUACGUAAGCGCAAUAUCAUUCUCUUCAAACGAGAGGGACGCACAAUUGAAAUCGAUACCUUAGUGGAGAAAAGUACAGCAAUGUGUACGAUAAGUAAGCCCAAGUUUAUACUUAGUUAUUUAAUCUGCAUAGAUUCCACUAUUAACAUUGAUGGAAAGAGCGGGAAGCUGAUUUUCGAACACAUUCCUGGCCGACGAAUCUUUUUAAACCUCGGUGGUCUAGACAGUGUAACGGUCAGUGGAAUACCCGCAUUCAUAGCGGAACUGGAGGAAACACUCAUUUCCCUGAUGACCGAAGAAGUCGGCGAGCUUAAGAAAUUAAUUAACCAGACUGCCAUACAGGAGGCGUGGGUCUCGGCAUACCGGUAUAUAAAGGGACUACCCACAUCUGCAAUUGCCUCACAAGGCACUAUUUCCAAUUUCUCAAAUCCCAGUUUUUUCAAGGAAGCCGAAAAGCUGCACAGUCAGAUCACUGGAGCACUGGACCGACUGGAACAGCUUUUUAACGAUUACUGUGAAGAGAUGCUUGGGCCCAUUUUCCGAUCCUUCCUGGACACAUUUUAUAGGCCACAUUUAUCACACAAUGAAACGAAUGGGAAUACCUUCAAGGCCAACUGGAGUGGCAUCACAGUAAACUCUUCUGUCUACAUUCCUCUUUGGAUUCGUUCAACAGUAGGGCCUGCUUCUGCGAUUGUAACUGGUUUUCCCCUAAGAAAGAAUAAUGACAUGGAAAAGAGAUUAGCUACCUUCUACCCGGCUAUAAAGCAACUUGGUGGGACAUUGAAAUCGUUGACUCUAAUUGGACGAAAGCUGAGACAGCCUUGGAACCAUAAAGCUUGGCUCUUUCUACAUACCGCUGAAAAAUCCCACGUGAUCACAUUUGACAAGAAACUCAAAAGCUUUACACCGACGUUGGACUCUGUUUAUAUUUUGGCCUUUGAUUCGGCUAAGAGAGACAUUGCUGUGUCCGUGGUAUUCUCAGCUGAUGAGGCGCGCUUCGUCUACCACAUAGGCCCCAGGAAUAUUGCAAUCAGCGAGUGUGGAAUGGUUGCCAACGGAGAUGUGGAAAGAAAGUCAGGAUGUCGAGAGAGAGUUGGAGCGACGAAUUUGACUAUGACAAGAACUCGCAGACUUUGGGAAAUUCAUGAUGUGAAUCGGGAUGUAAAACUCACCUUCUAUAAGCAGGAACAAAUCCUCCUGGUUGAAGUCGGUGACCGAUGGUACGGACGUCUGGGCGGAAUACUUGGAACCCCUGGGAACGCGGCAGCUGACGACACUAUCGACACUUUGAUUGCAAAUUGGAGAACAUCGGAGGGCCGAAGAGAGAAAUGGUUGGGUCGAACGCAAAGUGAAUGUCAGAAGAAAAUACUGGGAAUUGAUUACGUGAAUAAUCUUUUUAAAAGCUUCAAACUUCAAAAAGAGGAUUGUCCCUUGACACCGUUUAUUGAAUUGGCAAUGACUUCAGCGGGAACGCGAUGCGAGGCAGAGGACUGCACGUUUUCACGGGACUCAGUCUACGACGCACACGCUGCCCUCGCAAGUUGCCUUCGCAGAGGGUACAUUAGAAACCCGUGUUUCGGUGAGUUCAUUAAGCCACAGGGACUGGGUACAGUUGUUGCAGCAGAGAAAAGUUAUUUUCCGUUUUCGAAAAAAAAUUGUUUUCAAAGAUUUUAG
Mesocestoides corti is the source of this 9021-nucleotide messenger RNA. The record is from the annotation of a GenBank genome assembly. Lineage: Eukaryota; Metazoa; Platyhelminthes; Cestoda; Cyclophyllidea; Mesocestoididae.